CUGACACCAGGGAGGAACCUGAACUUGUUGCUAAGGAGACUUUGUGAUCUCAAUUCUCGAAGAUGCCAGGAGACCAUUUUCAUCCAUUUUCUGGAUCUUCUUGAGAAGUGUGAGAUCUAGCUGGACGAGCAUCAGUAAUACUAUUUACCCAUAGCCAAACCAUGUAGUUCGUGAUUGGAGAGGUUCCAUGUGGGUGUGUAGUUGUCUUUUUUUGGUGACACCCAACCACUGGGUAGACGAUGGUAGACUGGUCUAUUUUCCUUCAGACUGGUCUCCCAUGUCUUUGAUGCACAUCCAUGUCUUGGCACCAUCCGUUGGGUCCGCAGCAGCGCAGCAUCCGUGGUGUUCCAACGCCUUCCCCGGUCGGACUGCUUCGGCCGGCGGCGACAGCCAUGGGUUCAUCGAGCCGUGGGGUUCCGCGAGCCGUGCGCGCAUGGCUGCACCAUCCAAAGCCCGUGGACCUCACGGAGCAGUGGCAGAACUAUUUGGGGCUUUGUGGCACCUGGCAUGGCACCUGGCAACGGCUCUCGGUGGAGGGACCCUCGCUGAAAUCCGCCCAGCGCUUUCGAGCCACCUGCGCCCCUUGUGUGGCGGCGGAUGGCGAAUCGGUGCAUCAUGUGAACCGCUAUCCACCGGAGGUGGCGCCCAAGCCGGGGCUUUUGGGCUCGGAUGGGAUGAUGGAAGUGGAUUUUGGGCAGAUGAACAAGAGCAACUUCUUACAACCCUUUGGCCCUCGCUCCUCGGCCUCCUAUGGCUCCGGCUGGGCGGCUCUGUACCCCUCCUCCUGGCAGACGGAGCGCUUGGCGGUGGAGCUGAUCUCACGGGUGGGCGCCCAACGGCACCGGCUCAUUGCGAUGUGGCAACGAAAGGAUGAGGACGUGGCGUUGACGAUGCUGACCUCCAUCCGCGAGUCCCAAGCGGACGGGUCCGAGCGCGUCUUCGGAACAGGGUCUUCGGAGCACGGUGAGGAGCAUGUGGCGGAGCAGGUCGAGGAGGACUGGUACACCUUGAGUCCCUCCACCUUCGCUCUGGUGCCACGUCAGCUUUCUUCAUCUGGUGACUUUCAGAUCGGCCUAGCGUGGGCGACGGCAUCAGACGACGCAUGGAAUGGGCUCAUUGCCAACUUUUCUCAGCAUUUACAAAGCGUUCAGCUUCCAAAGUAGUUCUCGGUCAAGCCGCCCGCGACGGAGAUCAACCCGAAAAGUCGAGCGAGUCGACUCCGACCUGGUCAUGAGAUGGAGGACUGGGAGGAACUCGAUGAUGUUCUUCGUCGGUUCUGCAGACCCGCUGCGUUCUGCCUUUCAAUCGCUGUACGUUCUUUGGGCUCACUGGAGGCGUCGUUCUCAGCGCGAUGCUGUGAAAA
Messenger RNA from Durusdinium trenchii, 1363 nucleotides. The record is from the annotation of a GenBank genome assembly. Lineage: Eukaryota; Dinophyceae; Suessiales; Symbiodiniaceae.